Molecule: messenger RNA, 5359 nt
Organism: Apis cerana (Asiatic honeybee)
Lineage: Eukaryota; Metazoa; Arthropoda; Insecta; Hymenoptera; Apidae
Gene: dlp
Product: glypican dally-like
Biological process (GO): cell migration; regulation of signal transduction; regulation of protein localization to membrane
Cellular component (GO): extracellular region; plasma membrane; cell surface
Source: RefSeq, a predicted model, not a curated record
AGUCGGUCAGUGCGCGUCGAACGAGGAGGAAGGAGGUAUCGUAUCGGCUUGUCAUCCUUCUUUCACGAAUAUAUUUUCGGCAUUUCUUUCGAAUUAUAAUUUUUUAAUUACCGAAAUCAUCGUGGCGCUAUCCGCCUCAAAUUGUCUAACGUGCUUGCCAAGCCGAGUCACGAUUACGAAGUCAUUUAUUCGCGAAUGUACAAACGUGAGUGUCAUAUCCCGCGUAUUUGUCGCGUCAGUUCGUGAGUGUAUCGCGAGUGUUCGCCACGGGAAUAAUUAUGAGUGCUAUGCUACCGAUAUUAUGUGUUAUCCUGACCCUUAGCGUCACGACGACUACGGUGCGCGCCGGAUUGAAAUGUGACGCUGUCAGAUCGUACUUCGAGUCACAAGGUUUUCCGGCCACUGACAUUCCCAAGGAAGCAAUUUCAUCAAAAGAGCUGAAAGUAUGCGGGAGCGUGAGAAGCGGCGGCGAGGUGUGCUGUUCCGCGGACAUGGAGGUGAGACUGCAGGCGAGGGCACGUGACAAACAUGAGAAAGCCACCAAAGAAACUCUUCAACGGUUGCACCAAGUCCUGUCCACGAGAGGGUCCAGGUUCCACAGCUUCUUCAAGGACCUCUUCGCCAAUAGCAAGAGGGUCUUUCACGAGAUGUUUAAGAAGACUUACGGUACCCUCUACGAGCAGAAUGCGUACGUGUUCACGGACUUAUUCAAGGAAUUGGAGAAUUAUUACGCGAAGGGGACGGUCGAUCUAGACGACACGAUGGACAAUUUCUUCAACACCCUGUAUCAAAAAAUGUUCACCGUGUUGAACAGCCAGUACAAUUUCGACAAUAAAUACAUGGAGUGCGUGGGGGAGCACAUGAAAGAAAUCAGGCCGUUCGGCGACGCCCCGCAGAAACUCGGGGUGCAGAUCAAGAGAUCGUUCGUUGCGACGAGGGCUUUCAGCCAGGCCCUGACCGUAGCUGCGGACGUCUUGAAGAACAUGCAAUCGUUGAAGCCGUCGGCGGAGUGCGCAGCUGCGCUCACGAGGAUGACCGUCUGUCCUUCGUGCAGCGGGAUCGCCGGCAACGUGUUGGCGUGCGGCGACAUGUGCGCCAACGUGAUGAAGGGUUGCCUUGCCCAGCAUGCGGCUCUGGACACUGAAUGGAAUCACUUCGUCGAGGCCGUGGACAAAGUGGCGGACCGGCUGUUGGGUCCUUUCAACAUCGAGAUGCUGGUACGACCGCUCAACUUGAAAAUCUCGGAGGCGAUCAUGAACUUCCAGGAGAACAGUAACGACGUCUCCCAAAGAGUGUUCACCGGCUGUGGUCGACCCGUGUUGGGGAGGCGUAGACGCCGGGACAAUCGGGAGUUGGAACUCGAAUCGUUGAAUUUCGACCAGGACACGCUGACGGACGAUCGCGUCUCGGCUGCGGCUAUUCUCGACAAAUUGGUGAAAGAGACGCGGCAGAGAGUCAGAGAUUCGAGGCAAUUUUGGGUUUAUCUGCCUUACAAGAUUUGCAACGACGGCCUCGUCGUGCCUCCUAGCAACACCAAGGAAUGCUGGAACGGCACGCACGUCGACAAAUAUAUUUAUCCGGUGUCGUCUAACGGCGAGGAUCAGAAAUUGAAUCCAGAAGUGCUUAGCACGGGAUCAAGGCCGACAAUCGUCAGGGACCAGGUCUUCGCGUUGACCACAAUCACGAAUAGACUGAAAUCCGCGUACAACGGGCAGGACGUUGAUUGGAUAGAUACGGAGGACACGGAGUGGAACGGUUCCGGAAGCGGGUCCGGGGACAGCACGGACCAGGAUCCGAUCACGGACGACGAGGACGGUUUCAAGGAGGGUUCCGGUUACGAGCCAAAGUAUUCGCCCUCGGAGACCCCCAAACCCCCGCCCGUUCACCCGGAAGUGGUGCCUCCCAGGGUGGAAGUGGACCAGAAGACGAGCGUCACCUCGAAUAACAACAACAGCAAUAACAACAACAACAGCAACAGCAACAACGGCACGUCCAGCGUGGAUAGCGGGGCGAGCAGACAGAAGAUAUCUCUGUCACGCGCUCUGACGACGUACCUCGUGCCCAUAGUGGUGAUGUGGUUCGGUGGCUGCCUCACCGAGUGGCUGUGAUCGGAACGAAAAGAACGUGCGAGGAACGGAUGUAAAUAGAUUAUUGCUUUGAAAGAAAUGAAAAAAAAAAAGAGAAAAAAAAAAACUAUACCAGCUCCCCUUCCCCCUCGAUUGGCGCACGGAAGAAAUGGCGGCCAGUCGAGAGAACGUCGCUUUUCCAAACGCGAUGCGUGUUUUUCCCUCUCCUCCCCCUUUUUUUCUUUCUUUCUUUCUUUCUAUCUUUCCCCUCUAUCCCCCCUUUUUGAAAAAUACGCAUCCCUGUCGUUUCGACGAAUCCAAAAAAAUCCAAUGGGAUUUCGUAUCGAUACGAUCGUCUCGCUGGUGCACCCCUUGGAGGAGAGGAUGAGGAGGAGACUGGAGAUUCGUUGAAGAAAAUAAAAAAAGAAAGAAAAAGAAAAAGGAAAGGGAUAUCGAGCUGGGAUAGUCGACUUCCGGAGACUUUUCACGGAUCGACGAGCGUGCCUUCAUCGACGAGUGGCAUGAUCGGCUCGAGGAGGGUUGUUAGGGGUAUAUUUUCUUUUUUUUUUUUUUUUUUCCCCUCCCUUUUGGAGGGUUGUUACGUUUUCUUGCGCCACUGUCGAAGGAGAACUCGCGGAGAAAGAAAUAUUAAGAUUCUGUUUCGUUGGGUUUUCAAAAGGGUAGUUGGUGUAAUCUUGUAGUUUGUUCCUCUCUUCGAGGAGGAUUCUAUUUUUCCUAGGUUUUCUUUUUCCGUUAACAAUGAGCAAGAAGUUAAGUGUCUCCUUCUCGAAAUUCGAUGGAAAAAUUUGAGACGCAGUGGCGUAGGAUGAACUGGGGGGGAAGGGAGAGGGGGCUGAACCGAAUGGCCUUGAACGUUAAAGGAGGAAUAAAAAGGACUGAUUAUCGAGCGUCGUAUUUCUCUUCCCAGCUGCUUUUUCCUGGAACGGUAUGAAUUAUAGGUUGAAGGGAGAAACAAUCGAUUAGAACGGUAGAUUUCGAUGACAAACGAGACAUUGAAACGUUUGUGUUUUUAAGUAGUAAGGAAAGAGGAAAGGAGAAAAAGAUGGACCUGUUUUCACCCGAGGAUAAUAAUAUCGAUAUUAUUUUUUAACUCGAGAACCGUCUCUUGUUGAUCAAUGUUGUUCGAGGAGUUGUGAAUGGUGAAUAAUAAAGGAUUUUUGUGGUGAAUGAAAGAUUAUGAGAUAGAUUGGGACGAUGAGUGACGAGUGUGAUAAAAAUUCGUUUAAAAAAAAAAAAAAAAAAGAAAGAAAGAAAUAAUAUUCUCGAUACACUUGCAAUAUUCGAUAUUCUUCAAUUGCUAGGUAAAGAUCGACGAAAAGAAAAAUUUACUCGAUAUCAAUUUUCUUUCGUCUACGAUCUUGGACAUCCUUCCUUUCCAAUUUUUUUUUUUCUCUCGUUCUUUUUUGCAUUACUUACUUAGGAUAUUAAUUCUAUCAUCCGCCAUUCGGGCAAAAUCGUCCUAUAAAAUUCGUAACGUCGACGAAACAAAGUGUCAAAGUGUGUGGAAACGAGCGGUCGAGAAUGGGCUCCUGUGAUAAAGAAAGAAGAAAAGUUAAAAAAAAGAAAGAAUAGGAGAAAAAUGUAAUAAAAAUGAAAAGAGAAAGUAAACGAUGGCCGUCAUCACACUCUGGCGACGUCGAGGUUAAAACACGAAAAGACGAAAAAAAAAAAAAAAGAGAAGAGACAUUCUAUACAAAUCUAGUGAAAAUAUUCAAAUAAAUAUUAACGAAUAAUUAUUUGUAAUUAUAUUAUUAUAUAUAUUAUUAUAAUUAUUGCAAAGUGAAAUUAAUAUAAAAAAAAAAUUAUAACGUUGCGUUCGGGACAAGUGGUAAAGUAUAGAUAACAAUGGUGCACCGGUUCUUUUCUUCUUUUCUUCUCUCUCUGUCGUCGUUGGGAAACAACGUCGUGGUUUCCGUAUGGGACGAGGAGAGGAAAGGAGUGGAACUCCAUGCACGUGUAUGGAAUUCUUGUUGGACGAAGAAAGAACGUAUUUUUUUUUUUUUUUUUUGAAAAGAGAAAAUCGUGAUAAAAUUUUUCGAUUCUUCUGAACUCUGAUCAAGCGGAGAGAGACUAAAAUAUUUAUCGCGGUGUUCGAUAUCGGUUAUGUUAUUAAGAAUUAAGAAGAAAUACGAAGAGAAGGAUACGAAGAACAGGGAACAGGGUUUUUUUUACCGCGAAACAAUUUACGGACCAGUAAAUCGACCUUCUUGAAAAGCUGAUCGGGGAGUUCCUUCCGAGUUCGACAAAGAGGAGCACCCUUACGUUGUAAGCCUUACCUUGUCGAAUCAAUGUGACUUAUCGCUAAAUAAGUAGUCUUACGACGUGUCUGUCGAUCUUAUCCUUUCCGCGAGGAAAGUUUGAUCGACUCCACGGUUCGUUUUUUUUAACUUUAUCGAUACUGUCGAUCUAAUCAAUCAAUGGAUGAAACUACACAGAAUUAUUUAUAGGGGAAAAUAUAAAUUUACGAUUGUUGAUUAUACGAAAGGAAGGAGAGGGGGGGGAAACGGAAGAAUCGAAGGAGAAAAUAAUUCUCUUCGCGAGUAUCAAUCCAUCGAGUGUCGAUAAAGUUACAGAACGAAUAACGUAUUCGAAUUAAAGAGUACAUUUACGUUUUCUUACUAUUAUUCUUAGUACUGUAUUUACGUUGUUCGCUAUUGUAAAGAGAGAGAGAGAGUGUGUGUGUGCGUGUGUGUAUAACGAGCAAGAAGCAAGAUCGUUUUAAGAUUACGUGACAUUUUUAUUUUUUAUUUUUAUUUUUUUUUUUUUUAUUUAUUAGACUAGCCCACUGUAAUCAAUUAAACAGACUCAAUAAUCUAUCGAUUUUUACCUUAAUGAUCUUAUACGUACGAUGAGCGUAUAAAUAGAAGAUACGAGUGCGUUUGGCAGAGCUGUCUGUAACAACAAUCAACGUGAACUUCGAAUUUGGAUCAUGAAUUUGUAAAAAGUUGCAUCGGAAAAGAGGAAGGAAACUAUAUGCUUUUCGCGUAAUAAUAAAAGUGAUAUCUGUUGUAUGAAAGAUCGAUCGGAUGUUUAUGCGAUUGAUGAUUUGAUUGAGAAAACGAGAGGAAUUGGAAGGAUGAAAUUCGCGAACUUUUUGCAAUUUCUUUUUUUUUUAUUUUACAUGUUAUUCCAAUGAGAAUGAAUGGGAAACGAUGGAAAAAUUGUGACGAAGGAAUUCGUUGUAAGAACGAGGAGGAUCUCAAAGUGCCCCAAAGUGCGAUGAAUAUGUUAAACGAAAAUGUUAAAUGAAAUUCACGAUGAGACUGUGAAAA